ACCGCCAGGAACUGCUGCCACCACCACCAACCCCCAUGGCCUACAUCCCUAGUGGGGGCGCCCCGGCCGCGGGGGUGGCACCCGUGGGCUCUCAGUAUUGCGUGUGCAAGGUGGAGCUGUCAGUGAGUGGCCAGAACCUGCUGGACCGGGAUGUGACCUCCAAGUCUGACCCCUUCUGUGUCCUCUUUACAGAGAGCGACGGCAGGUGGAUUGAGUAUGACAGGACGGAAACCGCGGUCAACAACCUCAACCCCGCGUUCUCCAAGAAGUUCGUCCUUGACUACCACUUCGAGGAAGUGCAGAAGCUCAAGUUCGCCCUGUUCGACCAGGACAAGUCCAGCACACAGCUGGAAGAGCAUGAUUUCCUGGGCCAGUUCUCCUGCAGCCUGGGCACGAUCGUCUCCAGCAAGAAGAUCACUCGGCCUCUGCUGCUAAUGAAUGACAAGCCUGCAGGAAAGGGCUUGAUUACGGUCGCCGCCCAGGAGCUGUCGGACAACCAGGUCAUCACACUGAGUCUGGCGGGCAGGAAGCUGGACAAGAAGGACCUCUUCGGAAAGUCAGACCCAUUUCUUGAGUUUUAUAAACCAGGAGAUGAUGGCAAGUGGAUGCUGGUUCACAGGACUGAGGUGAUCAAGUACACGCUGGACCCUGUGUGGAAACCAUUCACUGUACCAUUGGUAUCCCUGUGUGAUGGGGACGUGGAGAAGCCCAUCCAGGUCAUGUGCUACGACUAUGACAAUGACGGGGGCCAUGACUUCAUCGGCGAGUUCCAGACGUCGGUGUCGCAGAUGUGUGAGGCUCGUGAUGGCGUCCCGCUGGAGUUUGAGUGCAUCAACCCCAAGAAGCAAAGGAAGAAGAAGAACUAUAAAAACUCGGGCAUCAUUAUCCUGCGUUCCUGCGAGAUAAACCGGGACUACUCCUUCCUGGACUACAUCCUGGGAGGCUGCCAGCUCAUGUUCACUGUUGGCAUAGACUUCACAGCCUCCAACGGGAAUCCCCUUGACCCUUCCUCUUUGCACUAUAUCAACCCCAUGGGCACCAACGAGUAUCUGUCGGCCAUCUGGGCUGUCGGGCAGAUCAUUCAGGACUACGACAGUGAUAAGAUGUUUCCGGCUCUGGGCUUUGGGGCCCAGUUACCCCCAGACUGGAAGGUCUCCCAUGAGUUUGCCAUCAACUUCAACCCCACCAACCCCUUCUGCUCAGGUGUGGAUGGCAUCGCCCAGGCAUACUCGGCUUGCCUGCCCCAUAUCCGUUUCUAUGGUCCCACCAACUUCUCUCCCAUCGUCAACCACGUGGCGCGGUUUGCGGCCCAGGCCACACAGCAGCAGACGGCCACGCAAUACUUCAUCCUCCUCAUCAUCACGGACGGCGUCAUCAGUGACAUGGAGGAGACGCGCCACGCCGUGGUGCAGGCUUCCAAGCUGCCCAUGUCCAUCAUCAUCGUGGGCGUGGGCAACGCUGACUUCGCCGCCAUGGAGUUCCUGGACGGGGACAGCCGCACACUGCGCUCGCACACCGGGGAGGAGGCAGCCCGUGAUAUCGUGCAGUUCGUGCCCUUCCGAGAGUUCCGCAAUGCAGCGAAAGAGACCUUGGCCAAAGCUGUGCUGGCGGAACUGCCCCAACAAGUCGUGCAGUAUUUCAAGCAUAAAAACCUGCCCCCCACCCACUCGGAGCCCGCCUGAGCACCAGCCCAGGCCCAGCAGCAGCAUGCCGGCUGGGCCUCCCGCCCUCCCAGGAACGUGCACGCUCACCCUGCUUCCUGGUGGGGGGGGGGGGCCUUGUUUUUA
Messenger RNA from Callorhinus ursinus (northern fur seal), 1787 nucleotides. NCBI's taxonomy places the organism in Eukaryota, Metazoa, Chordata, Mammalia, Carnivora, Otariidae. The record is from RefSeq and is a predicted model, not a curated record.